UCUUUUAGUAGGCCACCAGGCCCACCACCAUUCAAUCGCUUCAAAAACUUCCAUUCCAUUUGGGUGGGUGCCAACUCACGAGUCACAGAGGCACAGCACAAGUUUUCCCAUUUACUCAGUGAAGCGAUGGAAGAUGAGGAAAUAAGAGGGGGAGACAAACUUAUAUUAAGAGGGCUGAAGUUUCAUGGUUUCCAUGGGGUGAAACCAGAAGAAAGGGCAUUGGGUCAGAAGUUCUUGAUAGAUGUGGAUGCUUGGAUGGAUCUUCAGGCAGCUGGCAAAUCUGACUGCUUGUCAGACACUAUUAGCUAUACUGAAAUUUACCGCAUUGUUAAGGAAAUUGUUGAGGGACCGCCUCAGAAUCUCCUAGAGUCAGUGGCUCAACUGAUUGCUUCUACUACGUUGUCCAAGUAUCCCCAAAUAUCUGCUGUUCGUGUGAAAGUUGGGAAGCCUCAUGUUGCUGUUCAUGGUCCUCUGGAUUAUUUGGGUGUUGAGAUUCUUAGACACAGAAGCAGUGACAUGCCAAACUAAAUUUCUAGUAUAUAAUCCAUUUGGCACCCCAAGUUGUUUCGUGUUUGUUUGGAGUUACAGUUUCUCAAGUUGUGUUUGAACUAUAAUACUUCUUAAUGGACCAUUACAUGUUUACCGUA
This is a messenger RNA of Populus nigra (black poplar), 647 nucleotides long. Its product is annotated as dihydroneopterin aldolase 1-like. The transcript is spliced from 3 exons. Gene Ontology annotation, biological process: folic acid-containing compound metabolic process. NCBI's taxonomy places the organism in Eukaryota, Viridiplantae, Streptophyta, Magnoliopsida, Malpighiales, Salicaceae. The record is from RefSeq and is a predicted model, not a curated record. Bases 127 to 528 code for a protein of 133 amino acids. Gene Ontology annotation, molecular function: dihydroneopterin aldolase activity. Gene Ontology annotation, cellular component: cytoplasm.